Drosophila persimilis is the source of this 2647-nucleotide messenger RNA. RefSeq names its product chorion peroxidase (gene Pxt). Gene Ontology annotation, biological process: response to oxidative stress. The record is from RefSeq and is a predicted model, not a curated record. The transcript is spliced from 8 exons. Gene Ontology annotation, molecular function: heme binding; peroxidase activity. NCBI's taxonomy places the organism in Eukaryota, Metazoa, Arthropoda, Insecta, Diptera, Drosophilidae. Bases 71 to 2509 code for a protein of 812 amino acids.
GGCGCGCUUAUUGAGAUUGAUCAGACAAAUAAAUUUGACCAAGCAAUUAAUUAUUUGAUCAAUUAGUAAAAUGUGUCGGAUAUUGUGUGUUUCUUUGCUCUUGUGGCAUUUUUUAUUGGUGUGUCAAUUUGAGAAUUCAGCAGCAGCCGCAUUUUCUGCACGGCAGAGCCGCAACGAUUUAGAAAUUGAUAAUCAGCAGACGUCUGCGGCACCUGUGUCUCCUGCUCCAACUGGAGCUACAGAAACAAGCACAGUCACCAGCGGGCUGCUGAAAAAAUGUCUCCCAUGUACCGGUGUGAAAUGCGUGCCACAAAUCCAGUGUCCAGCCCAUGUUCGCAUGAAAAGCCAUGAGAAACCGCAAAUUUGCGACCUUCCAGCCGGCAAAUUUGGCUACUGCUGUCAGACGGGCCAGAACCACACAGCUCCACGCCUGGAGAGCAGGGAGCGUCGCGCAGAUUUUCCCAGCUUUGUGUCUCCCACCUUACUGGAUGAGGCCCGGCGAAAUUUUGAGCAUCUGAUGCAUGGUGUGGCCCAGAUACCCGUUCAUCGGGGUCUGCCCGACUUCAGUCACGGCAUUGUCUUCCACUCCACGGCCAAGGAGGAUCUGCACAACUUUGGGCUGUCCCACAAUGCCCUCGAGCAGGUCUUCACCACACAGCUCUUCAGCAAGAUGGAACAGCUACCCGUGGACGAUAUCAUCACCAACAACGUACCGAUAAAGUUCACAAAGACACCGCUGGACCAGCACUGCCAGGCACCGCCAAUUUGUCGGAACAUCCAAUCCGUGUAUCGCAGCUUUGACGGGACAUGCAACAAUCCGUCGCCAGCCCGGUCGCAUUGGGGUGCUGCCGGCCAGCCCUUGGAGCGUAUGCUGCCGCCGGCCUACGAGGAUGGCAUCUGGAAUCCCCGUGUCCACUCGACUGACGGCACUCUUCUGUUGGGGGCUCGCAAGAUCUCCCGAAUCCUCCUGGCCGAUGUCGAUCGUCCCCAUCCCAAGUACAAUCUUCUGGUGAUGCAGUUUGGACAGGUUUUGGCACACGAUGUCUCGCAGACCUCCACAGUGCGUCUCGACGGUGGGGAUCUAGUGCAGUGCUGUUCUCCUGGGGGAAAAGGGCCAUUGAAUCCACAGCAGACCCACUUUGCCUGCAUGCCGAUCUCCGUAGAUCCGGAUGAUGAAUUUUACAAUGCCUUCGGCGUUCGUUGCCUGAACUUGGUGAGGCUCUCCCUUGUGCCGAAUCGGGACUGCCAGCUCAGUUAUGGCAAGCAAAUGAGCAAGGUAACGCACUUUUUGGACGUCUCGCCGGUGUACGGCUCCAGUCAGGAGGCAGCCCGUGAUCUGAGAUCAUUAAAAGGCGGACGCUUGCGCAUGCUGGACGAUUUCGGGCGGGAUCUUUUGCCGCUGGCGGACGACAAGAAGGCCUGUGCUAGUGAGGAGGCCGGAAAGUCUUGCUUCAAGUCGGGAGACGGACGCACCAAUCAGAUCAUAUCGCUCAUUACCCUUCAAAUACUCUUCGCUCGCGAGCACAAUCGUGUGGCCGAUAUACUGGCCCAGAUCAAUCCAUCGGCCGGCGAUGAGUGGCUCUUCCAGGAGGCACGGCGCAUCGUCAUUGCCGAAGUGCAGCACAUCACUUACAAUGAGUUCCUGCCGAUUAUCAUUGGACCGCAGCAAAUGAAGCGCUUCCGACUGGUGCCCCUCCAUCAGGGCUAUGCGCAUGACUAUAGCCCGGACGUGAAUCCUGCUAUAACCAACGAAUUCUCUGGUGCUGCCUAUCGCAUGGGGCAUUCCAGUGUCGAUGGAAAGUUCCACAUACGGGGCGAGCAUGGCCGCAUUGAUGAAGUGAUCAAUAUCCCGGAUGUGAUGUUCAAUCCGUCGCGUAUGCGCAAGCGUGAGUUCUAUGAUAAUAUGCUCCGGACCCUUUACAGCCAGCCCAUUCAGCAGAUCGACAGCUCUAUUACCCAAGGACUCAGUCGAUUCCUGUUCCGCGGUGAUAAUCCAUUCGGUCUCGAUCUGGCCGCCAUAAAUAUACAGCGUGGGCGCGAUCAGGGUUUGCACUGCUACAACGAUUAUCUGGAGCUUAUGGGUGCCCCCAAGAUUAAGACUUUCGAUCAGUUUCCCCACGAGGUUGGCCAAAAGCUGGCUCGCGCUUAUAGGACGCCGGAUGACAUUGAUUUGUGGGUUGGUGGACUCCUGGAGAAAGCCGUUGAGGGCGGAAUUGUGGGCGUUACCUUUGCCGAGAUCAUUGCCGAUCAGUUUGCGCGCUUCAAGCAUGGAGAUCGUUACUACUACGAGUACGAUGCUGACAUCAAUCCCGGCGCCUUCACACCCAACCAGCUGCAGGAGAUUCGAAAGACAACGAUGGCUCGUCUGAUUUGCGACAAUGCCGAUCGCCUAACGCUCCAGGGAGUGCCCGUGGCCGCCUUUAUCCGUGCUGACUUUCCGGGCAACCAAAUGAUUGGCUGCGAUGAUCCCAGCCUGCCUGCCGUCAAUCUGAAUGCCUGGCGCACUUGAGAUUAUUUCUAAAUUAUUCAUUUUUAUUUAUAAUUAUUUAUCAAGUUUUUAAUGCGCCCGAGUGCUCGGUGGAAUGUAUGGGGAAUAUACCCCCGAUUUAUGUAACAAAGAAACGAAAUUAAAGGUCAUGAUAUGUGA